UUACAUUGUUCCAAAAGUUCAUGUUUACGUCUGAGAACGAGACCAGACAGAGAAGAGAAGAGUGGUGAGCUGAGCUGAAUUGUGAUAUUUUUGAGCUCCAAAAUUUGCAGAAAAAUGGCAGCUAGUACAGCUAUCAAGCUGUCCAACGGGGCUAGACUGCCUUUGCUGGGACUUGGAACUUAUUGGAGGGUUCCAUAUGCUUACACCAUGGGUGGAAAACUGCUGCCACUAAAAUCCGAGGAGUACAAGAAAACUGCCUACGAGUGCACGAAGGCAGCCAUCAAUGCUGGAUACCGCCAUAUCGACACUGCCCAUGCCUAUGAGAAUGAGGAAGAAGUGGGGAGGGCCAUCAAGGACAAGAUUCUGGACAAAACUGUGAACAGGCGGGAGAUGUUCAUCACUGGGAAGCUGUGGGCGACCCACCAUGACCCUAAAGAUGUGCGUCCGGCAGCUCUGGACAGUCUGAAGAGGCUUGGGCUGGACUAUCUGGACAUGUACCUGAUCCACACCCCAUGGGCAUUCAGGAUGGAGCUGCAUCCGUACCUAUCCCAGGAGGAGAUGGUGAAGUUCUGUAAGGACCAUCAGAUUGCCGUCACUGCCUUCAGCUCUUUUGGUGCACCUGACAGCCCCAUCCGUAAGGACGAUGACCCACGACUUCUGAAUGAUGGAGAGAUCAAAGCUUUGGCAGAGAGCUAUGAGAAGUCCCCUGCUCAGAUCAUCCUGCGUUACCUUGUGCAGCAGAGGAUCUCAGUGGUUCCCAAAAGUUCCAACCCAGACAGAAUCAAGGAGAAUACAGAGAUCUUUGACUUCAAGCUGAGUGACGACGACAUGACCAGGCUGGAUGUGCUGAACAAGAACUGGCGUGCCCUGCGCUAUGAGUCGGUGAAAAAGCACAAGUUCUAUCCAUUCAUCAAGAAGCCCAGUGAGGAGCCCAUGGCUGCCAGGGCUUAGCCAGGACUCAAGUCUUGGCUGAACUCCCACAGAAGUCAAAGAAGAUUGCUGACAGCCAUUCAACAUCACUGCUUAGAACCAACACUAAGGGGUUAUAUACAAUGCACUACCAAUGUGUCCAUUUAGCUGAAUUUUUCUUGAUAUUCUUGUUUAAUGAUGUUGAUUGCAGAAUUAGAAGAGCUCACUUGACAUUCCAAUAUUUCUUAUUAUCGGUUAUUAAAUAACAGAUACACCAGAACUUCUGCACAAUCUAACAAAUGUUGUCUUACAUUUUGAGGAUAGAAGCUGUGAAAAGAAGACAUAAUCCUUCCAUGUGUAUGCAGACAUUACCAGCAAUACUACACACCUAUGGGUGAUCUAGUUUUUGCAAUGUCUGAUGACACUUAGUAAACAUUCUCAAGAUAAAUGUUGUAUUGCACAAAAAGGACUGUCAGGGCUUCCAAUAAAAUUCUCAACAUCUGUUUACACCAGCAGGUGUUGUAUGAGCUUGUGUCAGUUGAAAA
Branchiostoma floridae (Florida lancelet) is the source of this 1454-nucleotide messenger RNA. RefSeq names its product aldo-keto reductase family 1 member B1-like. Gene Ontology annotation, molecular function: aldose reductase (NADPH) activity. The record is from RefSeq and is a predicted model, not a curated record. Gene Ontology annotation, cellular component: cytosol. NCBI's taxonomy places the organism in Eukaryota, Metazoa, Chordata, Leptocardii, Amphioxiformes, Branchiostomatidae.